GUCGAUAAACUUUUCAGAGACACCCUGCGAGCUCGAUGUGGUCCCACUUCAGGCGCUGACAGAAAUCUUCUUGGCCCAUGAAGGUGAAAUUCACAAAAGGAUAUUUGGGGCGAGACUGCUGAACCAGUUUCGGGCUGUCAAAGAGAUCUUGCUGGCUGGGGAUACGAACCGUCUCGUGGCGGAGCUGACCUUUGUGCGGAUCAAUGACCUGGCAGCACCUCCAGAGCCUAUGCAUCCUCUAAUGUACUUAGAGCCGUUCGUGGCGGUUCUCAUCGUGCUGAACGGCAUCAUGAUUGGAUUCCAAACUGAUCCAUCCUUUCAGGAUUACGAUGACGUAUUCUUCUACCUCGAGCUCGUGUUUGCUCUAUUCAUCUGGCUGGAGAUCUUUUUGCGGAUACACCUUUUAAAGUGCGCUGGUUACUGGUGUGGCCCUGAGCGAUAUUGGAAUUACUUCGAUCAAUUUUUGGCUGCGACUGGAGUUGCUGACAUUUCCUUGCAAAUUGCAUCUGACGGGCAAACUGACAUUGCCGGUGCAUCGCUACUCAGAUUUUGCCGAUUGAUCAGACUGGUCCGAAUUGUCAAGCUCUUUCGAGUAAAGUUUAUGAAAGAUCUGCGUUUAAUGGUGAAGGGCUUGCUUGCUGGCAUUCGGACGUUGGCUCUUGCCUUCGCCUUGCUUUUUGCUGUGCUUUAUGUUAUCUCUGGCUUUGCAACGAUCACUCUCGGUGCGAAUCCGAUUGACGGGGAGGACGGCCUUCACCGCUAUUUUGCCAACAUACCGGAGUCAAUGUUCACUGCCUUUCGAUGCUUCACAGGUGAAUGCAUCAGUGACGCCGGACGACCUAUUCAAGCCCUUCUGGCUGAAAAAUUUGGAUUGGCUUUCGUUCUACCCUACGUCGCAUGCUACAUGCUUGUGUCGAUGGGAAUUUUCAACGUUAUCUUAGCUGUAUAUGUGGAUAUCACAAUGAGAGCUGCCAAAGAGAACGAGGCCACGACGGCAGAACAACACUCUCGUGAGUCUAUCCGGAUUGCUCGCGUGACGCGGGAACUGCUGAAGAAGUUUGCCUCGGCUCACCAUCAGUUUCAAGAAGACGACAGAGCGACGGUAGCAAGUCGGCCGCGCCUCGAUAUCAAUCACACAUCCUUCUUCACCGACGAUGAGAUCAAUGAGACCAUGGAAAUCAGCAAGGAGCUCUUCAUGUUGGUUAUUCAAGACUACAGUGUGCAGAGCUUGAUGGACGAUCUAGACUUGCCGCCCGAUCGUGCAAACCUCUUCGAGGUCAUCGAUGCAGACGGCAGCGGCACGCUGAAGCUAACCGAGCUUGUGCAGGGUCUCCUGAAGAUCCGCGGAGAAAUCAACAAAAGCGACACCGUCGCCGCUCUGCUCGCCAUCAAAGCUGUACAAAGCAUGGUCAGUGAGAUGAAGGAGGAGAGCUCCAGCCAUCUGGACUCCUUGAAGCGAGACUUGGAAAGGCAGGUAUUGGCCCUUGGAGAACGGCCGCAAGCGAUGCGGUUCGAGAGCAAAAGCAGGGCGCGCGAAAAGCCCAGGGACAUCCUGGCCGAGCCGGACCUUUUUGCUUCGGCGCGGGCGCAAGUGUCCACGGAGGUCCUCAAGGAUGCGUUCGCACCCUCUCUGGCACUGCCCCUUCCUCUGCGUCCAGAGGCAGUUCUCGCUGACGUCGAAGUACAACCUCCACCUUUGGAGGUUAGCGUAGAAUAG
Symbiodinium necroappetens is the source of this 1717-nucleotide messenger RNA. Lineage: Eukaryota; Dinophyceae; Suessiales; Symbiodiniaceae. The record is from the annotation of a GenBank genome assembly.